AUGAGUUCUCUGGCGUGCAAUUUUUUACAAAAAGUGAAUGCUCUAGCAAAGGAGAAAAAAAUAAUUAAUAUAAAGGAUCUGUCACCAGUGCCUCAAAAGAUUAUUAGGGCAUUUAAGUGCAACACAAAGUACGGGCGGAAAGUACUUCUAGAGUUGGAAGAUGGAAACGUUUUUUUACCAACGUGCUAUGAAUCAUUGUCAGAUGAAGACUUGGAAAAGAUGAAUAGGUUAAUGAUAAAAGUAACCAAAUCUUCUUCUUACAUGCUAGGAAUUCGUUUUAUUAUGAAUGAUAGCAAAGAAAUUGUUGAGGAAAGGCGCUUCAGGAUUGUGUCAAGAGAAGUAACAACGGUAAAAAGAUUCAAUAUCAAAGGAAACAAAAUUAAUUUUAAAAUCAAACCGAUUCCAAUUGAUGAAGAACCAACUACAUGGGUGAGGGACGCUAUCGAGGGGAUUGCUGAAUUUGUUUUUAAAGAAAUUGAUGGGGACGACAAAGUUGGGGUUACUUUUAGUGGUGAAGGGUUUUCGCUCGAAAGAGGAAGUGGAUGGAUAAAUUUCAAAAGUGCUUCUGAGUUCCAGACAAAAGAUUUCUGGGAUAUGAUACAGAAAAUUUUCCAGAGUAAUUCGAAAGGAUUAAAUACAGACACUUUUUCUAUGAACGUGACCACAGUAAAAGUUCCAAAAGGAAGAGGGAAUCGUCGUGGUAGUAGCUAUUACAAUAACUUUGAUGAAGAAUGUGCUAAGCGUAAAGGAAUCAUUACCAUUAAAAAUACAGACAAUUUAUGCCUCCCAAGAGCCUUAUUUGUUGCUAAAGCAUUUGCAAAUAAGACAAGCGACUUUAAUAAAAUCAUAAAAGAUAAUUUCAAAGUUCAGACAAAUGGAGCUUAUCAAUUGAUUAAGGAUGCAUGUGUUGAAGUUCCAGAAGAUGGUUGUGGUAUCCCUGAGCUACACCAAUUUCAAAAUUAUUUGAUCGAUUUUAAAAUAACAGUCUUUCAAUAUGGAACAAAGGGGCGAUCGACAGUAUUCGAAGGUGUUCCUGCCAACCCUACUACCGGAAAGAGAAUUAAUUUGAUUUUCAAUAAAAAUCAUUUUAAUGUAAUAACAUCUUUGACAUCAGCAUUUUGUUGUUCUUACUUCUGUGAAGAAUGUCUCAUUCCGUACCAGACAAAAGGAAGACAUAAAUGUGUCAAAGCAUGCCCUCAGUGCCAAGAAAUACCGGAUUGUAAACAAGUUCCCAAGGAGACUAAGUGUGAAGAUUGCAACCGAAGUUUCCGGGGACAACAAUGUUUCGAUAACCAUAAGGCAUCAACCUCCAGUAAGAAAGCAUUGUGUGAUAAAAUUCAGAAAUGCUUUAAAUGUUUAAAGACAAUUGGAGGUAAUAGAAAACACACAUGUAACGAGUUCUUUUGUGCACGAUGUAAAAAAUUUGUGCUCCAGGAUCAUUUUUGUUACAUAUUACCAGACAAAAGAACUCCAAGAACUGAAAAUUGCCUUUAUAUUUUUUAUGAUCUGGAAAGUCAGCAAGAGCAUCAGGAUAGUGCUGAAUGCAUGGAGGAGGAGGAAGAAGACGGGGUUAUAAACAAAAUUCACAAACCCAACCUGGCGGUUUUGCAACAGAGAUGUAGUUCUUGUAUUGAAGUUUUAAAAUUACAUUUUUGCAAUGUCUGUGGUUUUCGACAACAUAUUCUAAGCAGCAAUGUGAUUUCCAACUUAAUACAUUACAUAAUGAACAUGAGACAGAAAUUUAAGAAUGUCAUUGUGAUUGCGCACAACGGACAAGCCUAUGACCAUCAGUUUGUGUUAAAUUAUUUUUUAACUGAGACGAUCUGGAAACCAGAACUGAUUAUGCGAGGCUCCAAAAUAAUUUUAAUGCAAAUAGCAAAUAUUAAGUUCUUGGAUUCUCUGAAUUAUUUCCCUAUGGCCUUAUCGAAGCUACCAAAAGCAUUUGACCUGGACCCCACAUAUAAAAAAGGGUACUUCCCCCAUUUUUUCAACACACUGGAGAAUGAAAAUUACGCUGGAAAAUUACCUCCUUUAAAAUACUAUGCUCCUGAUGCUAUGAAGUCUGAAGAGAGGAAGAUUUUUUUGACAUGGUACAACGAACACAAAAAUGACAAUUUUGUUAUGAAACAAGAACUAACUGAAUAUUGUAUUAGUGAUGUUAAGAUUCUGGCUGAUACAUGUUUAAAAUUUCGGAAAUUGUUUCUCGCUCAAAGUAAUGUAGAGCCAUUUUUGGAGGCAACUACAAUAGCAUCAGCCUGCAGCUUGGUAUAUCGUCGAAAUUUUCUCAAGGAAGAUACAAUAGGGUUAAUCCCACGAAAAGGCUACAGACUCACCGAAAAUCAGUCUAAGAAAGCAAUUCAGUGGUUAAUUUGGGAAUCCAAAUUAAGGAAAAUUAGUUUAAAACAUGCUGCUAAUGGAAAAGAAGUUAAAAUUGCAGGCCUCAAAGUUGACGGAUUUUGCGAAGAAACACAGCAAAUUUUUGAAUUUCAUGGUUGUUAUUACCAUGGGCAUCCUGUAUGCCUUAAGCAUAAACGAGAUGACUCUCUAUCAGGAGACAAAUAUGACACUCUUAAUCAAAGAUAUCAAAGAACCAUAUCAAAAACAGAACAUCUUAAAUCUUUUGGAUAUGAUGUUGUAGAAAUGUGGGGCUGUGAUUUUGAAAGGUUACUAUCAUUCAUGGAUCAUAGUGCUGUUGAAUUCCUAGAGAAUCAUCAUCUUUUGACGAGCCUCCCCCUUGAUCCUAGAGAAGCUUUCUAUGGGGGAAGAACUGGAAACACCGUAAGUUUUUAUAAAUGUCAAAAAGGGGAAAAGAUUAAAUAUAUAGAUGUCUGCUCCUUAUAUCCAUGGGUGUGCAAAUAUGGAAAAUUUCCCAUUAAACACCCUAAAGUCCAUACAGAUGUAGAUAUAUGCUCCCGUUUGACAUUAAAAAAUAUUAGUGGCAUAAUAAAGUGCACAAUUUUACCACCUCAAAAUUUGUUUCACCCGGUUCUCCCAAUCAAACAAAACCAUAAACUGAUAUUUAGUUUGUGUAAAACUUGCAGUGCAAUGAAAUCUAAAGAAGAAUUUUGUUCUCAUUCAGAUAAGGAAAGAUCAAUAACCGGUACAUGGGUAAUAGAAGAAGUUGUAAAAGCCAUUGAGAAAGGAUACAAGCUUCUUGAAAUCAUCGAAAUAUGGGAGUAUGAAGUGGUACAGUAUAAUAAAAAUACCCAUUCCAAAGGUCUUUUCGAUAGAAUGAUGGACCAGUUUUUAAAAAUAAAACAAGAAGCAUCAGGAUGGCCCACAAACUGUACUACUGAGAAUGAGAAAAAAGCAUAUAUAUUGGAUUUCUUAGAAAAAGAAAAUAUAAAAAUGGAUUAUGAAGAAAUUACAAAGAAUGAAGGGAAAAGAUCUUUGGCCAAACUUAUACUGAAUUCAUUUUGGGGUAAGUUCGGACAAAGAGAAAACCAAACUAAAACAAUAAUUGUAAACAAUCCGGCUGAUCUAUAUGAUAUGGUAACGAACCCUUCAUUGCUCGUUUGCAAUAUACUCCCUAUCAAUGAGAAAAACGUUGUGGUAAACUAUCAACAUAAAACAGAAACUGCUGAAAUGCUAAACACGGUCAAUGUUUGUAUUGCCGCAUAUACAACUACACAGGCACGUCUCAAACUCUAUGAAUAUCUAGAUAAAUUGGGGCAAAGAGUAUUGUAUUAUGAUACAGACUCUAUCAUUUAUACUAGUCGCGAAGGAGAAUGUGACCCUGAGACAGGGGUUUUAAUUGGUGAUAUGACUGAUGAGUUAGAAUGCUACGGACCAGGGAGUUAUAUAUCUGAAUUCGUGAGCGGGGGACCCAAGAAUUAUGCGUAUAAGGUUUUUAGUACGAAUGAUAAUACCGAACAUACUGUUUGUAAAGUAAAAGGUAUUUCUUUGAAUCACUCAACAUCACAACAAAUUAACUUUGAUACCAUCAAAAAAGCAAUCCUGAGUACUGAUGAGAAGGAUAAAAAUAUUCAGAUUAUUUCUAAUAACAUUCGAAGAACAGCAGUUCACGAGGUCAUAACAAAAACUGAAACAAAAACCUACAACCCUAAGUUGGAAAAAAGAUUAUUUCUCUCCGAUUAUACCUCUCUUCCAUAUGGAUUUAAAAGGCAAAUAAGUCAUCCCCCAUCGUCAUCACUAUCGCCAACAAAAACAACAACAACAUCAACAACAACAACAAUAUAA
Messenger RNA from Eupeodes corollae, 4200 nucleotides. RefSeq lists its product as uncharacterized. NCBI's taxonomy places the organism in Eukaryota, Metazoa, Arthropoda, Insecta, Diptera, Syrphidae. The record is from RefSeq and is a predicted model, not a curated record. The transcript has 2 exons. Gene Ontology annotation, biological process: DNA replication. Bases 1 to 4200 code for a protein of 1399 amino acids. Gene Ontology annotation, molecular function: nucleotide binding; DNA-directed DNA polymerase activity; DNA binding.